GGAGAGAUGGUCUUCAAGCGCCAGCGGAUCGACGGCGACGUAGCGACGAUUUCGCAUCAAGGCGCGUCCUGUGGUGCUGAUUCAAGGAAGGACAUGUCAACCAGGAUGCAGCAUCCACUUGGCGUGAAACCUUGGGGGAAUAGCUUCAACGACAUGGACAACGGCAUCAAGCCGUGCCGCCCCAAAGGUCUUGGACGUCUGCACACGUUGCCGGACACGAUUCUGCAUGCGAUAUUUGGAAGCCUUGACCCCAUUUCACUUGGAAUCACGUCUUCGACCAGCCGAGCGUGGUACGUGUUUUGCUACCACGACGAAUUCUGGCGCACCCUCGUGUUGGAGAAGUACGGCGGUGCCUUUCUCGAGCGAACGACGUGGCGAGAGGCGUACAUUGCAACGUCCACGCCGUCGUUCACGCCGCCUUCAGCACGCCGGGUGUCUGUGCAAGGGUUCUACUCGGACUUGCUCUUUCUACCGUUCUACUGCGCGCACACGCCAUUGACACUCCUGUCGACCCACGCGAUGCUAAAAGUCAACACGAUUCCCCGCGUGGACGGGUCCAUGUUGUCCGUCGCCGACUUCAAGGCAAAAUACGAGCAGCCCAACGUCCCUGUGAUCCUGACCAACGUCGUCACAAAGUGGCCCGCGCUGUCGCGGUGGACGGACGCAUACCUGGCGGCAACAUGCAAGGACACGCCAUUCUACGCUGGUGGGUUCACCAUGUCGAUUGCCAAAUACACGGCCUACGCUCGCACCCUUCGCGACGACCAGCCUCUAUUCAUCUUCGACAAGCACUUUGCCUCGACGGUGCCGCAACUCGCCGCAGACUACACAGUCCCGGCCUACUUCCACGACGACCUGUUCCCGCUGUUGGGGGAAACCGAGCGGCCGGACUACCGAUGGCUCAUUUUUGGACCGGAAGGGUCCGGGUCAUCCUUCCACAUUGAUCCGAAUUCGACGUGUGCUUGGAACGCGGUACUCCGUGGGCGAAAGAAAUGGAUCAUGUUUCCGCCGGACGUUGUGCCGCCGGGGGUGCAUCCGAGUGUGGACGGCGGGGAAGUGUCGACUCCGGUGUCCCUCAUGGAAUGGUUCGUCACGUUUUACCCCCAGAUCAAGUCGCUGAAGGACCCGGUUCACGGUGGCGUACGGCAUUUGGAAGGCGUGUGCGAAGCCGGUGAAAUGAUCUUUGUUCCCCGGGGGUGGUGGCACAUUGUGCUCAACCUCGACGAGUCGCUCGCGAUCACGCAGAAUUACGUAUCGCCCAGCAACGUCCAGCACGUGCUGGCGUUCCUACACGAUAAACCCGACCAAGUGUCUGGCCUGGACGACGAAACCAAGCGCCCGCUGCUCUAUGCCAAGUUCCGCGCAGCCCUCGAAAAACACCACCCCGAGUUUGUGGCGACGUUCGACGAAUCGAGACGCCCGACACACCCCAAGAAGGCGACGUGGGCAUCGCUGGUGCAAUCAACUGUUCCGGCCGAAGAUGGAAAUGCCCAUGGAGCUGCGCCGUUUUCCUUUGGGUUUUCAGGGGAAGAUGCCAUGGCAAGUGGAAAAUAAGCUCUAUCAUGGAAAGACUUUUGAAACAAGCGAAAUGAUUGGAUGAAAAGUUUGUGUUUUAGCCACUUAAAACGCUUCAGUC
Molecule: messenger RNA, 1636 nt
Organism: Aphanomyces invadans
Lineage: Eukaryota; Oomycota; Saprolegniomycetes; Saprolegniales; Verrucalvaceae
Exons: 2
Coding region: 7-1554 (515 amino acids)
Cellular component (GO): nucleus
Molecular function (GO): cis-regulatory region sequence-specific DNA binding; protein binding
Source: RefSeq, a predicted model, not a curated record